This is a messenger RNA of Penicillium waksmanii, 1329 nucleotides long. RefSeq names its product queuosine 5'-phosphate N-glycosylase/hydrolase. Bases 1 to 1329 code for a protein of 442 amino acids. The record is from RefSeq and is a predicted model, not a curated record. NCBI's taxonomy places the organism in Eukaryota, Fungi, Ascomycota, Eurotiomycetes, Eurotiales, Aspergillaceae. The transcript is spliced from 2 exons.
AUGCCAUCCUUGGAGCCAAUCCCCGCCAGGAACCCCAAUCUACCCGAUGGAGGGUCCGACGAUGAGGCAGACCCUGAACUAGUGGAACUCCUCCGCCAGCACCUCGGACUGGGCGGCAAACAGCAGAAUGAUCUUCCGCCAGAAACCAGAGUUCUGGAGGGUGCCCAGUACAUUUUUGACAAUGCCAUCGACGUGGCCCUGAGCCCGGCACAGACCAAAGAAGCCGCCGAGACAAUAUGGCGAAUGAUGCAGAAGAAGGCCUACUCCACGAAGACCUGGUCAGAGCAUGAGCUGCAUCCCCAAACAAAAGAUGAAAGUACCGUUGAUUUUAUUUUCACAAUGGAUCUUUUAAACUUUAGCUUCUGGUCUGAGGAGAAGGACGAAGCGAAGCGUUUCUGCAUCGAGUAUCGCGGCAAGAGGUGGACAGGCUACUGGAGUUUGGUUGCUGCCUUACAACGAGCUCUUGAGGAGAAGAUCCCUAUCACAACUCCAGACUUUUGGAUCGACGAGGAGCAAUGCACAGAUGAGCUGCUGAGACAUGUCUUUCGAUCCGCCACCGAUGAGGAGAUCCCCUUAUUCCAAGAGCGAGUGCAAUGCUUGCGAGAAGCAGGUGAAGUUCUCUGUAAUGUGAGUUACAUGACACACCCCGAUCUUUCUUACUCCGGUACUAAUGGAAUUAUUGUUCAGGAAUUUGGUGGAAGCUUUGUCAACUGCAUCGAUGACGCAAAUUUCUCCGCAGCAGGUCUAGUAAACUUGCUCACCGAGAACUUCGCCUGCUUCCGUGACGAGACGAGGUUCAACGGAAAAAGAGUUCGGCUUUACAAGCGCGCCCAGAUUCUCGUUGCAGACCUGUGGGCCUGCUUUGACGGCGAGGACUUUGGAGAAUUCAACGAUAUCGAUAAGAUCACCAUGUUUGCGGAUUAUCGCAUUCCGCAAAUGCUCCACCAGUUUGGCUGUCUUCGACUGUCUCCCCCACUGGAAAACCACAUUCGAGAUGGGAAGCUGAUCCCAGCGGGCUCAAACUGGGAAAUUGAGCUCCGCGGCACGAGCAUCUGGUGUGUCGAGCUUAUAAAACGAGAGAUUGAGAAGCGUCACCCAGAAGUGAAGAAUGCUGGACACAAAGGCAUUUUCACACCGUCUGAGGAAAACACCCCCCAGGACUCGGAGGCCGAGGCCGAAGCCGAGAAAACCAAGGCUGAAAAGCCACCGAAGACAUACGGAAUCAACGCUAUUCUGAUUGACUUCUUUUUGUAUGAUACAAUGAAGAACUUGGAGGAGGAACACAACGAGAGUAUUCCUCACCACCGGACUCGGAGCAUUUGGUACUAG